AUGGCGGACGAGGCGAAACGUCAGGCGCAGUUGGAAGCCGGGAGAAAGAAAUUAGAGACGUUCAAAGCGAGAAAGUCAUUGUUAAAACAACAACAACAACAACAACAACAACAACAGAAAGAGAAAGAGAAAGAGAAGAAGGAAGAGGGAGAAACGACGAUUCAGACGACGACGACGACGACACCUAAACGAGAUGAAAUUUUCGAACAACAACAACAACACGAAGAGUUUCACACGCCAAACGCGUUGGUCUCGUCGUCGUCGUCGACGAUUUACGAUGAUUCAAAAACAAAAACAAAAGCAACGACGACGAUGGUGAUGCAAGACGAGAUUGAGAAAAUCGUCCGCGAAGCCGUGGAGAAAGAAUCCGCAAAGUUGAAGAGGAAAUUCGAGGAAGAUGUCGACGAGUUGAAACAGAAACACGAAGAGGCGAGAGAGGAAACGGAGAAGGAGAAGAAAGAGUUUGAAGAUUUGAAAAUGGAAGAGAUGAGAAAACGAAUGGAAGAGGAAAAGGAAAAUUUUCAGACGCAGUCCACGGAGAGGAUCAACGAGCUGCAAGAGAAGGUGCAAAAAGCGGUGAAGAAAGGCAAGUCGAUGCAAGCGGAGAGGGACGAAAUCAAAUCGGCGUUUGACGCGUUGACGACGCAAAGCGAAGAAUUGGUGAAGACGAUUGAAAUCGCAAACGAGAGAAGCGGCAACGCGGAAAAAGAAUUAGGAGAAACUAAGAUACAGUUGCAAGCGAAAGAAAAGGAGUUUGCGGAUUUGAAGUCGUUCUACGAGGAGAACAACGCGAGUAACUUGAACGAAGAGGAACGAUUGAAAAUGGAGUUGACGGAAACAAACGCAAAGAUGGAGGAAAUGACGCGAAAAGUCGACGACGCGGAAAACGAAACGGAAACGGUCAAAUCAGAGUUACGCGCGAAACGAGAAGAGUUUGACGAUUUAAAGCAACUGUUCGACGACACGGCGGCGAACGCGACGCGAGGCGAGGAAGGUUUGAAGGAGGAAAUUGUCGCGUUGCGAGAGCAAACGAACGCGUUGAAGGAGGAAUUGACGACGGCGGCGCAAACGAGCGAGGAAAAAGCGAAGAUGUUGGAACGCGAGUUGGAAAACGAAGUGAGCACGCGCAUGAGUUUAGAAACAGAGGUCGAGGAGUUACGACACGCGAACGCGCAGUCGACUGACUCCUUGCGCGCAGAGUUUGAACGCGCGAAGGAGGAAAACGAGGCAAUCAAACUGAAAUGCGAAGCGUUUGAACGCGAAAUCAACGAGGAGUUGAAACCAAAGUGCGAAGAGUUGGAGCGAGAAAUCAACCAAGAAUUGAAACCGAAGUGCGACCACUUCGAGCAAGAGUUAUCGGUCGCGCAGGAGGAGAUUUCCGGACAGUUCCAACUCGGCGUCGAACGCGAUGAAGCGCAGAGAAAGCUCGCGGAAGCGGAGCAAGCGCUGGAAGUUAUGCGAAAGGAGAGAGAUGAUUUAGAGAACAGCUCGUCCGCGGCGCACGAAGAAGCCUUAGGAAAGCUUCAAAAAGAGCUCGGAGAAGCGACCAUUGCCUUGCGAGCGAAAGAAAAGGAGUUUGCGGAUUUGAAGUCGUUUUACGAGGAGAACAACGCGAGUAACUUGAACGAAGAGGAAAGAUUGAAACUCGAAUUGAUAGAAACGAAAACGACGCUGGGAGAGGCGAACGAGAAAAUCGCGCAGUUAGAACUCGACGCGAGAACGGUAUCGAACGAACGUUACGAUUUGAUCGCGCAGAUUGACCAGUAUAAGAAGCAAAUGGGCGAUCUGGAGAAAUCUUUCGACGCGCACAAAUCUGACGAAGACUCACUCCGGGAAGAAAAGGCUACAUUUUUAGGCAAAAUCAAUGCUUUGGAGAGCGAGCGAGGGGAAUUAUUCGCGCGAAAUGAAAAGAUUCUGAACGAUUUAGAAGAGAUGACCAAAUUGAAAAACGCGCAAUCGGAGAAAGUCCAAAAAGCCGUCAAAAAGGGCAAGUCUAUUCAAGCCGAUCUCGUAGAGACGAAGAAAACGCUCGGCGCGAAGGAGCAAGAAGUGAUCGAUUUGCAACAACGCGUAGACGCGUUGGUGAAUGCCGAGCCAACAACACCUCAACAACAACAAGAAGAAGAGGGGAAGUACGUCGCGCUCCUCGCGGAAAAAGACGCGACGAUUGCGUCUGUGCUCGAGCGAGAAGCGAAGGCGCCGGCGCACGUAGAAACCAUUCAAAAGCAAGUGGACGAUCUGAUCGUCGAAAGCAACGCCUCCGCGGAUAAAGUUGCUUCAAUAGAGAAUGAAUUAGCACACUCGCGCGAAGCCGUGGCGAACGCGGAGAGAGAAAUAGGAGAGACUAAGAUACAGCUGCAAGCGAAAGAAAAGGAGUUUGCGGAUUUGAAGUCGUUUUACGAGGAGAACAACGCGAGUAACUUGAACGAAGAGGAACGAUUGAAAAUGGAGCUAAACGAAGCGAACGCGAACAUGCAACUUGUGCGCGAGGAAGUUGAAACGCUGAAAAAGAAACUCACGGAACAGGAUGAACGCUCUUUAGCUGCGGCGAACGAACAACACUCGGAGCAAAUUCAACUGUUACAAGCGACGAUUGCGGAAGCGAGAGACGAAGGCAAUCGAGAGCGCGUGGUUGCGGAGAGUUUGAAGCAAGAGUUGGACGCGAAAGUUUCUGAAGUGCAAAAGAUGAAGAUAGAAAUCGAGCACAGCGCGGAAAAGCUGGAGGAAAUCAACGCGGAGAAGGAAAUGUUCAUGUCCGAAUGUGAAAAAGCUUUGGAAAGUUUCGACCGCGAAAAGGCGAAAGCGAAGGAGCUGAAACAAAAGUUGAAAGAUUUCGAUCAUGAAUCUAAAACGAGCGCGCAGAUGAAAAUGGAAGAACACGAAAACGCUUUACGCGCGGCGAGCGAAAGAGCGACGUUUUUGGAAGAAGAGCUGUCGAAAGCGAACGCGGCUUUGACGCAAGCGUCUGAAAACGUCCAACGAGGCCCGUCGGCGGAAGAACUCGAACGCGAAAAACAGGAACAACAGAGAGAAUUACACGAGUUGAAGUCUCGAUUAGAUCAAGAGUUGCAAGGUAUGAACGUUUUGCGGGAGCAGUUGCAAGAAGAGCGCGGAAAAAGAGCGCAGCUCGACGCGCGUUUAGCCGCCUCUUUGGCCGCGCAACAACAACAACAAGCGACGACGACGCAGCACACCGGGGCCUCUGAACAAAAGCAACCGUCGCCGCAUCACAGGUUUACCAAUAAAAAGAACGAAGAUUACGGCGGCGACGACGACGAGACGAUGUUGAACGAUAUCGAAGGCGCGAUCAUUUCCGGUGGAAGCUACUCGUUCGUUCCGUUGCAAGGAAAGUUCAAGUCGUUGACGUUUUGCCCGCCGUUGCAAUCGAGCGGUUGCUUGCAAGCGGCGAACAUGUUCGAUCGGUUUUCUGUGUUUUUACAGCGAAGACCGACUUUAAGAGUCUUACUGAUUGGCUAUUUCGCGCUGUUGCACGUGCUCUUGUUUCUGUUUUGA
Bathycoccus prasinos is the source of this 3513-nucleotide messenger RNA. RefSeq lists its product as hypothetical. The record is from RefSeq and is a predicted model, not a curated record. The transcript has a single exon. Lineage: Eukaryota; Viridiplantae; Chlorophyta; Mamiellophyceae; Mamiellales; Bathycoccaceae. The coding region runs from base 1 to 3513 and encodes 1170 amino acids.